Dinoponera quadriceps is the source of this 7238-nucleotide messenger RNA. Its product is annotated as nephrin-like. The record is from RefSeq and is a predicted model, not a curated record. The coding region runs from base 604 to 3141 and encodes 845 amino acids. Lineage: Eukaryota; Metazoa; Arthropoda; Insecta; Hymenoptera; Formicidae. Gene Ontology annotation, molecular function: protein binding. The transcript has 14 exons.
UGCACGGUACCGCGGGUGCUUUAAUUAGUGUUUAAUUAGAGACGAAAAACAGGGCUCGCCUACUGAAACGCUUAUUGCCAGUAGACUGGCGGACGUUGCAGCCGGUGGAGAUUCAGCGAACGCGCGACGGGGGAGAUGAUGCGGUCGCGAGAGCGACGGCACAACGGGUAGUGGUUAUCUUAGGUGGCUCGGAAAAGGAAGGGUGCAUCGUCGGUGGACGCGUUUCACAUUUCUCGCGCCUUCGCCCGCUCGAAAAAGAAAGAAGACACGCGACCUAGUUGAUAUUGUCGCCGAGGAAAUAUCGCGGAUCACGGUGGUGAUAAUCGUCAGUUCGGUAUAGCGAGCGCAGAACGCUUCUUAUGUUUCUAAGUUGGACGGGAGGGGGUUGGAGCCGGCCCAGCUGAUAAUCGUGGCGUAACCUCGCGAGUGACUCGGUGGUAUCGAUGAAACGAUGACUUAACCGUGCCUCCCCCUCAUAGACGAGCCGGCUCUCGAGUCCGUAGAUCGGUCGGGGAAACGUUGGGUAGAAAAGUGGUGUCUCCGCGACACACGUGUCGCGCGUAAUUUUUCGUGACGAGGAUUUGCGCGGAAUAACGAGAGAACAUGUGGAGUGUAGUGUUGUUGCUCGGACUAACGAAGGCUGCCUCGUACGUCGCUGGGAGCGGUACCACCGUCGACGAGAAAUCGGUUCCGCUGGUGAACAUCAGCGUGGUGGAGGGGAGGCCUGCCGAAUUACCGUGCGACAUAACUCCUCCCGGCGAAGACACACUGCACAUGGUGUUCUGGUUUAAGGACGAGGCCGGAGUACCGCUGUACACGAUCGACGCGCGGGAGAAGCCGGUGACGAAGGCGCAGCACUCGUCGGACUCCGGCGUUUUCGGGCCGCGUGCGUUCUUCCGCACGGCCUUCCCGAGCCCGGCGGUUCUAGUGAUCGACGACAUAAAGCGGCACGACGCGGCCACGUACAGAUGCAGGGUGGACUUCCGGCAGGGUCAGACGCGCAGCUUCCGCUACAACCUGACCGUGAUCGUUCCGCCGGAACAGCCAACCAUUCUGGAUCGAUGGGGUCGCAUCUUGAACGGCACAGCUGGCCCUUAUGAGGAAGGCGAUACACCGUACCUCACGUGUCGCGUCACGGGCGGCAAGCCGCAGCCCAUGGUCAGAUGGCUCAAAAAUGGCGGAGUGAAAGACGAGGAGUACGAAAAUAAUGCCGGGGAUGUGAUCGAGAAUAGAUUAACGUUGCAACCUAUCACCCGGUCCGAUCUCGGCUCGAAUUUUACCUGUCAAGCGCGCAACACGGACUUGGUGGACGCGAAGGAAACGUCGAUUUCUCUGGACCUCAAUCUGAAACCCCUGACUGUGACCAUAAGGAGGCCGGGGAGGAAGGGGAUCGGUAACGAGUCGCUGUUGGCGGGCAAGCGAUACGACAUGGAGUGCGAGACUACCGGUUCAAGGCCGCCCGCGGUGAUAACCUGGUACAAAGGCCGCAGAAGACAGCUGAAGCACACGACGGAGGAAAGAUCGGAAAAUCGAACCGUCAGCACAGUGGAGUUCGAGCCGGGCGUGGAGGAUCAUGGGAAAUCUAUCACCUGCCGAGCGGAGAAUCCAAACGUGACCGGACUCUUCGUCGAGAAGUCCUGGAAGAUCGACGUCGUGUAUCCGCCGAUAGUAUCGUUAAACCUCGGAUCAACCUUAAGCCCGGAAGACAUCAAGGAAGGGGAUGACGUGUACUUUGAGUGUCAUAUUAGAGCCAAUCCACCCUGGUCUAAGCUCAUCUGGAUACACGACAACCAAAUUCUAGCGCACAACACGUCGGCGAGGAUCAUCUGGUCGAAUCAGAGCCUCGUCCUGCAGAGCGUGACAAGAAGCAGCGCCGGUCGUUACGUCUGCGCGGCGACGAACGCGCUCAACGAGACGCGCAGCGAACCGCUGCACUUUCGAGUCAAAUUCGCGCCGGUGUGCAAGGACGACCGAAUCGUGGUGGUCGGUGCAUCGAGGGGCGAAUCGCUCGACAUCGCCUGUAGGGUCGAGGCCGAUCCGCCGGCACACAAUUUCCGCUGGAAAUUCAACAACAGCGGCGAGACUCUGGAGGUAGCACCUGGUAGGUUCUCCAUGGAGAAGUCGAGCGGCGUCAGCGUGCUGAGAUACACGCCGACCACCGAGCUGGAUUACGGUACCCUCUCGUGCUGGGCGGACAAUCUCGUCGGUACUCAGUCGAGACCGUGUCUCUUCCAGCUGGUAGCAGCCGGCAAACCGUUCCCGGUGCGCAACUGCACCCUGGCGAACCAGACGUACACCAGCGUAGAGGUGAAAUGCGUGCCGGGAUACGACGGCGGGCUGCCGCAGAAAUUCGUUCUGGAGGUUUAUCACGGCGACAUCGAUUUCCUCGCCAGCAGCCAGCCCCUCUACAACGUCUCCAACCUGGACGAGCCGAGUUUCGCCCUCGCCGGGCUCGAGGCAUCGGUCGAGGCCGGCGUCCACGUGGCGGUCUACGCGGUCAACGGCAAGGGUCGCAGCCAGCCCGUCAUCCUCAGCGAGGUCACUUAUCGCGACGCCGAGAAGCACACCGGUCAAGACGCCAGCAUCGUGCUGUCGCCUUUGAUAGGCGUGGUGGUCGGCGCUCUCGUGACCCUGGUCCUCAUCAUACUGGUGGUGGUGGUGCGAGUACGUCGGGAGCGCGUGGCGAAGCCGCGGCACGAGAAGCCGGCGGAACUCAGCGAGUUGCCGCCCCAACAAUACCCCUUGCAGAACCCGCAGCAGACCGUGGAGACUGAUCCCGACGUGAUCCCGAACAAGUUCGAGGGUAACCUCGUGGAGGUCAGCCCGCCGAGUUACCCGGGCGGUUAUCCCCCGGAGCACUGGGUCACGCCCGGGCCUACGCCGAGCAUAGACGAGCUCUGCCACAAGUUCGCUGGCAGGCCGACGGAGCUGAGGUUACCAUCGAGAAGCACGAUACCGAGUCUGCCGGGGAUGCCGGUGACGGGGGUGAUGGUGGGCGCCGGACAGGGCGUCGUCAUCGGUGGUGCUCAGGGUGUCGUCGUGGGCGGCGGUCAGGGCGUAGUCGUGGCGGGCGAGUGCCUCGACGGCGAGGCGAUCAAGCGAAGACUGAUGGCGAACAGGCUACCGGAGAGCUGCGUCUAGAGAAGAUCGACUCGUGCCGCGGGUGACGCGCGAUCGUCGCCGUGAACAGUCGCAGCUGAGACCCCGAUGGUGCGACCGUCGCGAGGGACUCUCGAAAGAGAGUACGCGAGAGUCGUCGCGUGUCCGAGAGAGCGACUUUCCACGAGCAUCGCGUUGCCCCUCUGUGUCGGGGUUCUCGAGGUGCCGCCCGCGGCACGAAGCCCGCUGCUGGGAAACGCGGGGGGGAUGUUGGCGGGGAUGGUUUGUAAGCGGCUGGGGAAUCGCUAAGGAGCCGGAUCACGCGUCACCAUCUUCCUUACCGGGGAAGAGCGACUUCGCGCGCGCGGGUCCGGAACGACACGGCGCGAGACUUGUUCGCGCGGGGGCUUCGGCUCGAAGAGUUUCGCGAGAUUAGAGGCGCCGAGCCUCGUCGCGCGAUUGUUUUUCCGAAAUACGAUCGCCGUGCGCCGGUUCUUCUCCUACGGGAGCGCCGGAGGACAGCGGAAGUACGCGGGAGAGAAGCUAGCCGGUAACUUGGCGAAGUUCGCCGCCGAGGCGGCGGCCACCCGGCCAAAUUCCAACAUUCCGUUUUCGGCCAUCGACCCGUCUCUCCUUGCCCCCUUUUUCAGCUUCACACGCGAAUGAUCGCCGACGCCGGUGUCUUCUCGGAUAUCUCCUCGACGAGUUCGCGCUCACCACCUCCUCUUCCUCACCCCCCUCGAGAACGGGAAACCGAAUCGCGAGUUAAGGGAUGCCGCGCGAUUGAACGUCCAAUUUUUAAAAAAGCGCGUCCUCGAGGACGUCCUCGUCUUCUUUCCGCUUUUCGUGAGACCGCCUCACGUGUCGCGCGGACAUCGAACGGUGAAACGUCAAGACCCGUUUGUGUUCUUUCCGGGUGUCCCUUCCCUUUCGAUUCGCUCGGUCUACAUUCGUGUACGGGAGACAUCCGGAAACUCGCGACCGCCACUUCGCGACCAGGAUGCGGCGUAAAUUCCUGUGACUGUCUGUAUCCCUCGCCCUUUCUUUAAUGCUUGUCUCCUCGUGUUUUUUUUUUGCUUUUAUGGGAAGGUAGGACGCGAUCGCUAUUCGCCGGCCGCGCGAACUUAACUCGCGUCCCGCGGAUGUCCCUGAAUAAAUCUGAGUCGUAGCGACGAGGCGUUGGUCCGGAUGCGCCGUGAAACACGGGGGAAAGAUAAAAGGCUCUCGAACGAACCCCUUUUCCGAUGGCUCGAAUGAAGACGAAUGGAGGAACCGCGCGAAAAUACAUACUGGGAAUAAAGGGGGGGGAGGGAGACGAGGUAGGGACGAGAGAGAGAAAGGAGGGGAAAGGAGGCGAGGGAGACGUGGAAUGAAAGGAGGAAAGGGAAUGCUCGAUGCCACUUUGGCGUGUAGUUUGAAGGCGUGAAAUGCGGUUUUAAGGUUGAACGAUCGGCUUCGAUAUCGCGAUAAAAAAGAAGGGAAAAGAACGAGGGACGGAAAGAGCGAGAGAGAGAGAGAGAGAGUGAGAGGGGUAGGGGAGGAGAAACGAGGCACAUCGAUAUUCCGCUGAAAUCACAGAUUUCAUAUUUUUGGGGCGCAACUUUCGCACGCGAUAUCGGCGAUAUCGAAUGAUAUCCGCGCUAUUUAAGCUCGCAGGCAUACCCGGAACGUCGCUAACGAUAUCAUGAGAUUUCGGUGGCUCUCUUUUUCUCCAAAGCACGCUGACGAGUCAUCGGACGCGCGUCGAAUCUCCAAGACAGACAGACAGACAGACCGUAUCACCGUAUCUCUACCAAGUUAAAUUCAAUUAACGGACGGUUCAGCGAUGAGACGACCACCAUAUCCGCAUCUCCACUGCCACGUCCUCGGGAGGGACGAAAAAUAUACUCGCGAAUAUAUUCGCCGAGUGCGACGGACUAGAGUGAAAACGACUCUCACGCAACCGUGCAAGCCAGCGUUACCCUAUUGGUAUAAUAUGUAAUUGUGAUAGAGCAUUUGUAAAUUUUUCUACCGCUGAUAAUGAGUUUUUCUGUACUCCCGCGAACGUCGAAUAAAAGCCCCCGGCUCGCGCGGGGGCUGGCGCAAUGAGACUCGAAUAUUCCCUCGAUGAUUCCGCAGAGUAUAUCCUCACUGGGUGCGUGUUGUGCGCGCGUGUAUGUGUGUAAAUAUAUACAUAGUUUUAACUGGUUCCCCCCCGUGAAGUCGUUGUCACCGUAACUUCGCGCGAUUUUGUCCGAGAGAGAGAGAGAGAGAGAGAGAGAGAGAGAGAGAGGAAGGUAGAAAGAGAGAUGAGGAAACAGCGAGGACGAGGAGCACGGUGCGGCGUCCGCGGAUCUCUAUGCCCGCGUGAAGCGAAACUUCAACUCUGUAAGGUUGCAAAAACUGGUCUUCCACGUGACACUUCGUGCGACGAAGUCAUGAAACUUCUACGGCGAGAAUAGAACUAACGAAUCGGCAAAAGGCGUAUCCCUCUAAUGGAAUGGAGUAACGUGAACUUUGCCCGCGAAAAAGUUCGCGCGCUUCGAAUGAUCGAUAGGCGUAAUGUGUAAAAAAAAAAAUGGAGGAAUAUGAGUGACGGACAGAAGGAGCGAGAGAGAAAGUGAAAGAAUGAGAGUGAAAGAAUGAGAGAGAAAGAGAGAGAGAGAGAGAGAGAGUUAGGAGUGAAUAACGAGUAUCGUGUCGGCGACGGCGCAGAGUCGCACCUCUCGGGAUACGAGAAACUAAGUAAUGUCGAAUCAAUCGUCGAGUGUCUGUUUCGAUGUAUAAAAAAGGAUAAUGAUCAAGCACGAUGAUGGUUGCUCGUUAGCUAAUGUAUCGCUGUAUAUACAUAUCGUGGGAGGGUUUUAAGUUGACGACGCGGCCUCGAGAGCUGUCGUGGUGACCGGAAGAGCGGCGUUAUCGAGCAUGCCUCGUUCGAUCCUCCCGUUUAUCCUGUAUCCACGGGAAGGACGAGCGGGAGGAAAAAUUGUUCUCAUCGAUCCGCGAGAGGCCCUUCUCGCGGGGUCACGUUUACGCGAAAUAUCGUUACCCGAUAGCUCGUUCCGCCGGGAUCUUUGCAUUUUCGUAUCGCCGCGUGUCGCCGCGGUUCUCCGACGAUGACACCGGAUCUCGAUGUUCCUGAAAAGUAAUUUAAGUAAGCCGAGUACUUUUGUGCCGAGAUACGCACCGAGAGGAGAGGCGAAAUGCCCUCUUCUGAUUUCGAUCGCGAAUGCAGCAGCAGCUCAUUUAUUCACUUCGCAAUUUUUUUUUUCCUCGAAAGAGAGAGGAAGAGAGAGAGAGAGAGAGAGAGAGAGAGAGAGAGAGAGAGAGAGAGAGAGAUAAAAUCGUCCUCUUUCCUUCUUUUUCACUGCGAUUACCGAAAAGUUCGCGACGCCACAUGAUGAAUGGGAUAAUUCGGUCCAUCUUUCUUCCUUCUUCCGUUAAACACUUAUAACGAUUCUUUAAGCGCUAAUUAUCACUUCCCGGGUGACAUCGUCGGAGAAUCGACGGCCGCGGACUCGGCGGCGCGUAACUUUCACGUCCAUGAAAAUUCGUUCGAGGUGCGAGAGUGAGUGAUGCGAGAGGAGAGGACACAUUUCGUGUUAAAGCGUGCGCGCGCGCGCGCGCGCGGACUGAGAGUUAGAAUAAGACGAAGCACUACCUGUCCGUAUUCGUUUUGUAAGAGUGAGCUGGACAGGCGAGGGUCGGGGUUUAUUAACCUUUUCGUGUGUAAGAGAUCUCGUUUAGCGAGCGGCAAGGAUACUCGGCCGAAAGUAGGUACCGAAAAAACAAACAAUUCUCGGUCGGCGCGACCACCCUCAGCAACAAUCAGAUGCGAGAGCGUUGCGGGGGAAAAGCGCGAGCGCGAUCACAAGUGGACGAGAGGUAAGACAAAAGAAAAAGAGAGUGAGAGAGAGAGAGAGAGAGCGAAAUGAAACCAGUAGCGAAAUAAUCGACACAAUGUACAUAAUCGGAGAGUGCUGUGCGUAACAAGAACAACAGCAACACCGAGUCCAUGUAAAUCGAUCUGGCAGCCGCGUAAAGCCGAACCUUAAGUUCACUGUAUAGGCGAUUUCAUAUCAGAUCCAUAUCGUUUAUCUAAGUCGUAUGUAUAUACUACAACAUGUUUUGAUCUGAAUAAACUGUUUAAUUGUCCUGAA